This is a messenger RNA of Physcomitrium patens, 2773 nucleotides long. The record is from RefSeq and is a predicted model, not a curated record. NCBI's taxonomy places the organism in Eukaryota, Viridiplantae, Streptophyta, Bryopsida, Funariales, Funariaceae.
CCUUCCGACUUCUAGUGCCGUGUUCCAGUACCAUUGUGUCUGCUGUGGAUUUUGGAUAGCGUUGUUCGGCAUCUUCUGUCAUCCUUGCUUGCUCAGGUUGGCUUCCCUCUCCAAACCUGGUGUCGACUUUUGUCCACUCACCGCCUGCCCAUAUGCGGCCAUGGCAGUCAAUGCCCUUGCUGGUUUGCAGCCAGCUAUGCCCAUCGGAUUGCUGACUCAGCUAUACAUUUCUGAACAUUUUACAGUUUGUCCCAUAAUUUUAAAUUAUGAAUGGACAGUGGUCCACAUCCAACCCUCACUCGGUACCGACACCGCGCGGACGAAUACUGGUAUCGGCUGAGUACCGUGAGCUGGAUCACCGGAGCGGUGGAGAUGAUUCUGACGAGGUCGGAGAGGUAGACGUUGCCUCUCCGACACUGUUUUCAAUGCCCACCCGAUCUCAGGCUCCCCCCAGAUCGCUGUUUUCGUGUGACCCCAGUUGAAUGGUCAGUAAAGUUGGCAGUUCGGACAGGAUUGUAAUGGGGAUCCUCGCUGCAUUGGUUUUCUGCAAAACAUUCCAAGGCUUCGUUGAGCGAGUUUCAAGUGGUUUCGAAUUGUUUAUGUUAGAAUUAUGCUGCUGGGUGCUGGGGUGGGUCAAAUCUCACAUUUCUGGUCGAGCGUUGCCACGUUGGCCCAAUGAUCGAACAGGAACGGCCUUGGACUCUCAUCCUACGCUACUGUGGGGCCCUUCCGUCGCUCUUGCCCAAUGCCGCGUUUUGGGUGGUGCUUCACUUUCCCGUUCGUCUUCAGCCCCCCGCUUCUUAUUGUCCACGUCUCGGGAGAUGUGUCUGUGUCUGUCGGUAAAGAUUCUGCGUCGGUGGCUUCCUUCUUUCAUGGUUUGGGGGCUUUCAGGCUGGGGUAAUGAUAGCAUGCCAUUCGAAGCACGACCGCGGAGGGGUUGAGGUUGGUGGAGCUGCAAUCAGCCCCCUAGCAGUUUUGAGGUUGCCAUUUGAAGCGAUGUUCAAGCUUUCUCCUACACGCUUUGUAGGUACUCUAUGCAUGAUCUUUGUUAUGGAGUCAAGCUGAUUAUUCUCGUGCGGGUGCCAGAUCAGUGGAUAUAUUUUUCUAUGGUUAUGUCUAUAUAAUUUUUUUGGAGCGAUCUCUGUGGAGAAGAAGAGUGAGAGAAUAACCUUCUCUGAGUUUGGAAGUCGCUACUUUUGCCUCCCAUCAUCAUUCCUUGAGUACUGCGUCGUCUUUUCCGUGCUUGCAUGGCGUAACAGCCAGCCUGAACAUCCUGGUGUGUUGCAAUGGCAAGAACAUCAUCAAGGUUGCCCGCCACGUUUGGAUAGGCAUUCAACAAGUUCAAAACAUCUGCCUGUACCAAGUGUACAGUAACUCGCGAAAGUGAUCCUCUUGGGCUUGGCUUGUCAUGGAUUUGUUUUUAGUUUGGUGUGUUAAGCAAUCAAACUCUAGAGAUCUCGUCAUUUACGGUGGGAAACCGCGGUCCAGAACUUGGUAGAAGGCUCUAUUCCUCCUCUCUGACGAUCCCAACACUUUGGUGUGGGAAUGAUGUACAGUAGUCCAGGGUGGUGGAAUUGGGGUUGGAGGAACUUAGAGAGGGGAUGCGUUGAGUUAGGAGCUUGGGCUAAGGCAUCAGGAGGCAUGGUGAACUCAGCGGAGACCGAAAAGAAGUCUGAGCCAGCAAAUGCCAUGGGCGCGGCUCGUUUCUUAUUGUUCCUGGUGCUGGUGGUCGUCACCACGUGGCUGUUCUUGCCUGUCAGCCUAUUAGGAUUCAUCUGUUUGUGCAGCUUCAUCGUCCUCGUCAUCAAGGAAGAAGUACGAUACCGGGCGGAAGAACGAAGUCGAAUGGAUGACGCAGAGCGGAGCAGGGUCAAUAAAAAACGGACAUGUGAGGAGGGAGAGUCAUUAAGAUGGCUAAACGAGGGCAUGAAGAGAAUAUGGCCGAUGAGCACGGAGUUUGCAUCAACUUAUUUUUUUGGUCCAAUGGCUUCGACGUUUCUAGAUAAAUACAAGCCUCGGGGGUCGGGGUUGGUGGAAGCGACGAUAGAUGUCAGCACUUUGUGCCUUGGAAACACGCCACCAGAGUUCUAUUGCAUUCAGACGCUUGAGCAAUCUAUGGAUGGUUAUGAUGUGGCAUACGAGGCAAGGAUGGUAUUCCAUGCCGAUGAGCGCAUGACUGCUCAGAUGAAGGUAGUUCUGAAUUUUUUAGGGACGUACAAUAUCUACAUCUCAGGUCUGCGAAUUGAGGGAACGGUGUGUAAUGGUUCUUGACCAUCUCCGUGUUCGACAGUAAUCAUGGCACAAUGUUCCCCUUGUCUUGUAUUGGCAUGCUGCUUCUGCACCAACUUCUUUUGUUCCGCUCGCAAAAAAAAUGAGAUGAGGAAUCAGACCUGCAAUCAUAGUCCUGUUUUAGGUGUUAUCAUGAAGGCAGCUUGUGCUGUCAACUGGCGACCAAAUUCUUUUCUCAAACUUUCAGAUUUGAUCCUGUACAAAGUCUGAGUUUGGCAGCCUCUUGGCGGUACUGAAAGAACAUUAUACCUUGCAAGAGUAGCAUAACUCAUUUUAAUAAUGGGACCAUUCGUGUUCAGAGUUUGUCCAAACGCUUUAACAAGUCAUAGCUGUGCGAGAUUGCAGGUCAGGAUAUCAGCGAAGUUUCUGAAAGGUUGGCCAUUUGUCAAGCAAGUGCGCUUCUGCUUCAAAACUAAGCCUGAAACUGUAGACGUGAAAUAUGGGUUUAAGUUCCUUCGUGACGUGAGGAAUGGCUAUGUAAAGC